AUGAAAGUGGACAUUUUGAACGGAAGGGGUGAAUCUGUGAACAAACUGCCUGGUGACAGAAGAAGACUGUUGGUAGAGUUAAAGGUCAUUUGGCAUGGUAACAGAUAAAUGCUUUAUAUUGUAAGGAGAAGUACACGAUUUGUGGCAGGCUCGUAGUAUGCAUUGCUGGGUUCUCGUAGCAAUACGCUUUCCUCUUUUUUAAUUAGGUAAGCAUUGACUCAUAAAACUGCAAAAAAAUUAGGUUACCAUUUGAACAAAAUACCUCUCUCAAGAGUUAAGAAACUUGUUUAUGCACUUGUUAGUCUUAGUUGUUUGUUAUUUCUUCUGUUUCUAAUGUUACUAUUACUGUUUUUUUUAAUACCAUUAUUAGAGAAACCUCUUUAGAUUUGAGGACGACAUUUGAUUUUUAGUUUUCUCGCCUUUUCUCUAAAAAUAGACACGCCGGAAAGCUUCAUUGUACUUUUUUUCACCACAAAAGUUAGUUCGCUUAUUUCCGUCGAAGGAGGUUACGCCCUCUCCUGAUCACUAAAUCAUAAAAUUCCUAACAUUUGAUAACCUGUUUUCGCCAUUACGACAUUCUCGGUAAAACUAGUAGUAGAGGCCUUAAGAUCCGACGACGGCGACGGCAGAGAAAACGUCGCUGAAAUAGUCAAUUCGCUUUCCUUCAACCUUCAUCGCGAUUACUCCAAGUGAUUAACUAUGUCAAAUGUAGGUGAACCCUUCUAAAGUUGAAUUCCUAAGAACAAUAUUCAUAUUCAGAAAGAAGGAGGAAAUUUCGUGGUCGCUUGUGAACCUCCUCUGUACAACGUGAAAUUAGGCAUUUUCACUUCGUAGUCGUGCAGUGACGGCAAAGAAAUGUACAAAAAAGCGUGAUGCACGUGCAAAAUUGUUGCUUUGGUUAUUAAAACUAUUGCUUUUGUGACAUUCUCGUUGUCGUCACCGUCGUCGGAUCUUAAGGUCCCGUAGAAUGACGACGGCUACCACAUUCUCCCGUCGAUAUGGUGUUGGUUCACACGCGUGCACUACUUAGUAUUGGGAAAAUCUCCUUCUCGUAGUCGUCCUCAUCUUAGAAUCAAAGGCUCUGUAUUUUGAUCUUAUGAGGAUCGUUCUUGUUAUUUAUUCACGUAUUUUUUGCAGGAAGAGACAAAGAUGGAGAUAAAGUAAUCACUAAUCAUGUCUGUCAACAUGGAGGAAAGAGCUGGCCUUACUGGUUCAGAAAAAUGGGUAACUGAGUUAGUCUGCUGCUAUCUGUGCUAUGAGAUUUAGUGUUUUAAUCCAGUGGAUAGGGUUAUCCAGUGAUUGAGCAACUGGGGCCAGUUGAAAACAGUGUGUGAAUUUACCUGUUCUUGCAGUUGUUUCAGAAAAUAUUACCCUCCUUGGCCCACAUACUCUUCAGCUUCAAGUGUUACUGAGUGACAGUUCAACUGCACCAUCAAUUAAGAGCCUUCCAGUCCAUCGUAUCAAGUUUACCGUUACAGGUUUGUAAAAAAUGACCAGCCUGGGACAGUUUUAGGUUGCGCUUACGCUAGAUGUGAUUUUUCUGGAUUCGUGACGAUUGCGAACAAUUUGGUUCCAGAUUCGUUUUGAAUGGGAACAUUGUAUUUUUGUUCCACCCUGUUAAAAUAACUCGUACAUCUUUUGUUAUCUUGUUUCUCCUUUGUCAUUUCUGUUUAUUUAGAGGCUCAUCCAAACAAAUUCACUGUUGGAAUGUUGGAGACGCCUCUUAGAGUUGGAGUUCCUUUCCAGGUAUACGUUUUUGUUUCAACCCCGCCCCCCCCCCCCACCUCUCCACCCCGUUCGUGAGAGGAUGUAGCUCCCUUAGGGGGUGGGGGGGGCACUUCUUUCUAGUAAUAGGCCAAUGGGUAUGUACCCCUGGAUGGGGUCGCAUUUCCACGACUGGGUUGACUAUAAUUGGGAAUAAUGGCUUUGCAUUUUCAGAAGAGUUACUAGAAUUGGGUCACAGGUUUUCGGGUUUUUAGGGAAAAAAUCAUUAUAAGAAGGGGCUUAAAAAUGGGAAGUUGGGAUUAUGCAGAAAAUUAUCUUUGCCCAAAAGUGACUAAGAUGGAGUCUAUAACUGGCCACAGAAUAGCCUAUAGUUGUGAAGGGGUUCUAAGAGGCCAGCAACACAUAAUAAGCAAAAUAUUAUCCAAGUGCCCCUAGCCAUAUGUCACUAGAGGAUGGUAACAAGGUUUAGCUAGUCUAGAAUAGCAAAUAUAGAAUACUUUGUUUUUUUGGUUAAGAUUCCACUGAAUUUGCUGGAUGAGUUUAACAACCCUUCAAAGUUAUCAGAGGAAAAAGCACCCGUGUUAAGUGCAAGGUGAGUGUAUUUUGAUAAUUUUUUAAUGAAACAUGGAUUAGUAACCUUGGUGUUAAAGUCAAUCCUGCCUUCAACGGAAUAACAUAUCUUGUUUAUAUUGUUAGCGGACUGGAGUUGACUCACCAGGGAACAUCAGUGAAGGGAAACAGCCUAAUCGUUAAGGGUGUGGUGGCCCUUGGUUCUGUACCAUCCCAUGCAGGAAAGGUGAGGGGUUUUUUGGAAAACAUCUUGGCCGAUUUGAUUCAAUUUCUCGUAAUAAAAUAGAGUACGACGAUAUCAUCAGUAGCCUUCAUGAUUCAAAAUCUCAAACGUACGUUAAGUUUAUCUGAACAGUUUUUUUUUUUUGUUUGUUGUUAAAGGAUUUUAAUCUAAAGAUCACCCUACCAGGACUUGAAGAAGUUUCGCAGAGCUUGAAGAUCAGGUUACUUCCAGGUACUCUUUUGACGCCAUAUGUGGGUUGAGUGUGUUGUUGGUUCUCUCUCUUGCUCCGAGAGGUUUUUCCUCCGGGGACCCGGUUUUUACCUCUCCUUAAAAAUCAACACUUUCAAAUUCUAAUUCGAUCUAGAACCCACGGACACGUUUCAUCGAGUUCUUAAGAACUCUUAAGUGCUCCUUGGGUAAUACAAAUUACAAUUUACAAUUUUUACCAGAAUGUAAAUUUUCCUUUAAAAAAAAAAAAAGAGACGCUGUCUAAAAAGGAUGCGUUCCUUUGGGCUGAUCGGGAUCAGGAUCAGUGAUCUGGGAUCACUCGGAUCAUGCUACAUCAAAUGAACCAAAGAAUCCUUUUCCAGGGUUGAUUUGUCAGUUCCUUUAAUGUGCUGUGGUCCGAAUGAUCUCUGAUCUCUGAUCACUGAUCCUGAUCCGGCUCAUCCCAGUAGAACGCAGCUCACAAGGCAACGUGGCUGUAGGGUUUUACCGUGACGCGCACGCCCCCUUCUCACUCCAUUUUUUGACUCACGUUAGCAUGACUGUUUCUGUUCACUGAAUCACGUUUCGUGCUGCAGGCCCACCAGAAUCCCUUGCGGUCACACCAAAUGACAGUGAGGUCACAAUUGAAAACAACAGUGCCCUGCAGCUACAGGUGCAAGUCCAGGACAAAGCGGGAAACCUAACAGUUCAACCAAGGCUUAAUGUUGUCUGCAAGGUAACUAUGCUAGUGUUCAGCCCGAUGUGAUUUAACUAACUGUGGAGUAAUUGCUCCUUAUUCCUAACAUUGGAACUUCAAUUUUAAAGUGCUGGUUCCACAACUCACCACAACUUUGUUAAGGAGUCAUGAGGCGUUGAGUAUACUCUGUUCAAGCAAAUUGACGAUUGUUAGACGUUCAUUGCAACUACAUAUUUUAAAAUCCCUUAUAGUUCUAAGCUUUUGAGAAUGCUCAAAGCACCUCAGUUUUGAACUUUUAAUGUCAUUUCUAUGGUCGAUAUUUGUACCGACCAUGAAAAAUUGUCGAUUUUUUUUUUUCAGUAACACCGACGGCCAUCUCUGAUGAUGUUUCUUGGGAAAUUAUAUUUAUUUAUUUACUAUUAUUAUUUUUUUAACAAAGAGGUACAUUGAUGGCGGCCGCCAUCUUAAAAGCAAUGUCCAAGAUGGAGGAGAUAGUAUCAUCGUUCGCACUACAAAAUACACCUGCUUUUGCAGUUUACAAUCGGCGACAAAAUUGUUGAGACAUUUUCCUCAAAUGGGAUACCUCGAAGAACAAAACAAUACGCACUCCUCCCCCAUCCCGUCCAUUGA
This is a messenger RNA of Porites lobata, 4052 nucleotides long. Lineage: Eukaryota; Metazoa; Cnidaria; Anthozoa; Scleractinia; Poritidae. The record is from the annotation of a GenBank genome assembly.